Molecule: messenger RNA, 912 nt
Organism: Fusarium keratoplasticum
Lineage: Eukaryota; Fungi; Ascomycota; Sordariomycetes; Hypocreales; Nectriaceae
Product: 1-acyl-sn-glycerol-3-phosphate acyltransferase
Exons: 2
Coding region: 1-912 (303 amino acids)
Biological process (GO): phosphatidic acid biosynthetic process
Cellular component (GO): endoplasmic reticulum; membrane
Molecular function (GO): 1-acylglycerol-3-phosphate O-acyltransferase activity
Source: RefSeq, a predicted model, not a curated record
AUGUCUGUCUCGAGCAUCUUUGCGACCUUCCUCACGGGCUACGCUGCCCUCACCAUCUUCUUCUACGCCCUCUCCAUGGUCGUCCCCAAGGCCGGCUUCGUCGCCCGCGGCCUGGCCUCGUACAUCUCGCUCAUCUUCGCCGCCCUCUACGGCGUCUUCGUCUCCAUCUUCCUCACCCUCAUCGGCAAGCAGGGGAUCGCCCAAUGGGCCGCCGGCCGAUGCUUCCUCUACGCCAUGCUCUUGACCACCGGCGUCGAGUUUGUCAUUGAGGACCCCAACAACAUCCUCGGCACCACGCGCCCCGCCGUCUUUAUCGGAAACCACCAGACCGAGCUCGAUGUCCUCAUGCUGGGCACCAUGUUCCCCAAGUACUGCAGCGUCACGGCAAAGGCCUCGCUCAAGAAGACACCCUUCCUCGGCUGGUUCAUGGCUCUGAGCGGCUCCAUCUUUAUCGACCGCAAGAACACAAAGGAUGCCCGCGAGGCCAUGAAGGGCGCCGCCAACGAGAUCCAGUCCAAGCGCCAGAGCGUCUACAUGUUCCCCGAGGGCACCCGCAGCUAUGCCAAGGAGCCCAUGCUGCUCCCCUUCAAGAAGGGCGCUUUCCACCUGGCUGUCCAGGCUGGUGUCCCCGUUGUCCCCUGCGUUGUCGCAAACUACAGCCAUAUCCUCUUCAUCAAGAGUUUUGUCUUUAAGUCUGGCAAGAUUCCCGUCAAGGUCUUGGAACCCAUUCCUACCAAGGGCUUGGAGGCCGCCGACGUUGAUGAGCUCACCCGCACAACGCGCGAGCUCAUGCUCAACGAGCUUGUCUCUCUAACUGCCAAGGCCCGAGGCCAGCCCAUCGCCGUGCCCGCCUCAAACGGAAACUCAACCGGCAAGAGCUCCGGCGUCGAUACCAACGGCGCCGCCCACUAA